Messenger RNA from Erigeron canadensis, 1511 nucleotides. RefSeq names its product acylsugar acyltransferase 3-like. Bases 47 to 1324 code for a protein of 425 amino acids. The transcript has a single exon. NCBI's taxonomy places the organism in Eukaryota, Viridiplantae, Streptophyta, Magnoliopsida, Asterales, Asteraceae. The record is from RefSeq and is a predicted model, not a curated record.
UGGUUCAUUUGCAUAAUUGAGUUAGUUACCAUUUGCGUUAUCUACAAUGAAAACCAUCACAGACCAAGAAACCAUCAAACCAUCAUCCCCAACACCCCCUCACCUCAACCGUUAUAAUCUUUCAUUCAUAGAAUGCAAGAUGCCGAACAUUCACUUGCCAGUGAUUUUCUUCUACGAAAACAACACCAAAAAUCAUGACGUCAUCAACAACUUAAAAAAAUCUUUGUCAAAUUGUUUAACAAAAUACUAUCCAUUCGCGGGUAGGCUCCCAUCACCGUCUCCUGCGUCUUACGUUGAAUGUAACGAUGAAGGAGUCGAGUUCUUGGAAGCUUCCAUCGAUCUUCCACUCCAAGAAUUCGUUCUCAAAAGAGACCCAGACGAUACCGUAGUUAACAAACUCGCUCCUGACCUUGGUAUCGAAAGUAAUCGUUUGCUGGAGGUCCAAGUGAACCAUUUUUCUUGCGGUGGAUUUGCGGUGGGUGUUUCACUCUCACAUAAAGUUGCUGAUGGUUCCUCGGUGGCGAAUUUCGUUAACUAUUGGGCGACUGUUACACGUGGUGGAUCGCCAAUAGAUCCAACUUUCAUUUCUUACCCCGUAAGAGACUUAGAUAAUAAUAAUAAUCAAGGUGGUCGGUCUCAUGAUGAUCGUAUGAAAUCACAAUCCAAAGAUAAGUAUUCAACAAAAAGAUUUGUGUUUUCGAACUCAAAAUUAAAUGAUCUAAAAAACAAGAUAAAUAAUAUGAAUGUAACUCCAUUGAACCCUAGUCGGGUUGAAUCAUUAGCAUCUCUACUGUUUAAAUGUGCGGUGAAUGCCGCCACAACAAAAACAGGUUCUUUCAAGCCUUCAAAGUUGAGUCUCACUAUAAACAUGAGAGAAAAGGUUAUUAGUACCGCUUCUCUUAAUAAUGUGGUAGGAAACGUAGUAAAUCUAGCCGUUGCGAAGAUGGCAACGGAUGAUAUCCAAUUAAACGAGGUGAUAACGAGUUUGAGGAAAGAUAGAAUGGAGAUGCAAGGAGGAAUAAUAAAAGAUGUUGAUGAAAAUGGGGAAAUGUUUAUAAAAAGGAAAAUGGGCUUAGUACUAGACCAAAGUCAUAGGACUUAUACAUGUACUAGUUUAUGUAACUCUCCGAUUUAUAAGGUGGAUUUUGGAUGGGGAAAGCCAGUGCGUGUAAUUAGACCAACUGAUAAAUGGGAUACAGCUAGCUAUUUAAUUUUCAUGGAUACGGCUUCUGGAGAUGGAAUUGAAGCAACAGUGAAAUUGAUUGAAGAAGAGAUGAAUAUUUUUCAAAAUGACAAAGAGUUUCUGGCAUUUGUCCAAGACUAGCAGCUAGCUUCAUUAUUGUGAUAGCUGAAGAAGGUAUAUGCUAGCUAGUAAUUUCUUAAAAUAAAAUAGUUUCUUUAAGAUGAUAAUAAUGGUCAACGUUUGUUUUGUGUUGAAGUACUUCUUUUGGCAUUCGUUCCUUGUCUACUUUUACUUCUUUGCUAGCUUGAUUUAUCUAUUUUUGUUAAAA